This is a messenger RNA of Prorocentrum cordatum, 1950 nucleotides long. NCBI's taxonomy places the organism in Eukaryota, Dinophyceae, Prorocentrales, Prorocentraceae. The record is from the annotation of a GenBank genome assembly.
AGUAGUGUUUUUUCUCGGCUUUGGCAGGCUGGUGUCUGGGCCGCUCCCGGCGACAGGAGCACCCCCUCCGGCAGCGCGAUGGCCCUUUCCCCGGGCCUCUUCCAGAAGGUGCUGGAGGAUCGGGAGUGCGGUCGGGGCUCGUGAGCUCCGUGGUCGCCGAAGCGGCGCUGUUCCCGCUGGACACCGUGAAGCUGCUCCACAGGUCCACGGCGGCAGCGCCGGGCAGGUCGUGCGGGGCGUCCUCAGCGAGAGGGGCUUCGCCGGCCUGUACCAGGGGCUGAUCGGGCGGCUGAUCCAGACCGUCACAUCCAACGUGGGCUUCUUCAUAUGGCAGACCAUCUUUGUGCAGGCGGCCCUGUCGCGCGUUCAGGGCGUCGCUGGUGACCGGCGACAGCUGGGCACUGGCCUCUCGCUGCUGGUGAACAUGUUCGCGCAGCAGUUCAAUCGCAUCCUCACUACCCCCGUCGACGUGGUCGCAAACGUGAACCAGGCCGACCCGAACUCGCGGGGCUUCUUUCACACGUUCGUCAGGCUUGCGCGCACAGGCGGGAGAGCCACCCUGUGGAGGGGCCUCAGCCUGGCCCUGCUCCUCUCCCUGAACCCCGCCAUGAUGUUCACCCUCGUGGGCAAGCUGUCGGCGCUCGUGCUGCGAGUGCGCGGCAAGGAGAGCCUGGCCGCGUCGGACAUGUUCUGGGUGUCCGGCAUCUCCAAGGCCGUAGCGACGCUGGUAACCUACCCCCUCAUACGCGCAAAGGCCGUGGCACAGACGAUGGGCUCCGACGGAGUCGUGGCCAGCCUCCGGGGAAUAGUGGAGACCGACGGCGUGAGAGGGCUCUACCAAGGCGUGUGGCUCCUGAGCUACAAAACCAUCCUGUUCAAUUCCAUGAUGAUGGCUCUGAAGCAGAAGUUCGCCGCUGUUCUGGACAGGCCAGUCGACAAGCGCGCGCCGCUGAGCAGGCAGCUGACCUGGAGGAAGCAGGAGGAGAACGAGCUGCGGCAGAAGACGCAGCUCGUCAAGGCCGACUCGUUCCCGUGGGACCACGAGGGCUCCGUCGUCUACGUGGACGGCGCGUGGUCUUUCCUGCACGAUGCUCAGCAGCACUUCUUGCGCGAGGCAAGCAGCCGCGGCGACUACCUGCUCGUCGGCGUCCACGGCGACCAGUGCCUGCGCGACGCGAUGGGCGCCUACCCGUCCGAGUGCUUCGCGGAGCGCGUGGGCCGCCUGAAGAAGCACCCGCUCGUGAGCGCCGUGGUGGAGGCCGCCCCCUGGGAGGUGACCGAGGAGACCUCGUCCGCGAGCUGGGCGUGCAGAAGGUCCUCGCGGGCUUCCCGAUCUCCAAGGUCCAGGACUGCCGCGGGCCCCAGGGCGGCGACGCGCUGGCCGCCGGCGACCCCUACGCGCACUGCCGGAGGCUGGGCAUCUUCGAGGAGCGACGGAACACGACGUCUGGCUCCGGAGCGUGCAGCGCAUCGUCUUCUCCAACGUGGACGCCUCCAUCGACUGGCGGAUCCUCGUCAGGGACGGCGUGCAGGGCGCGUUCGGCUCCAACCCCGGCUACGCCGGAGGCGGCUCGCCGCCGAGCGGCUCCGAGCGCCGCGCGCGCUCCGAGAGCCUCCCGCGCUCCGGCGAGUAGCGCCGGGAUCCGGCGCGCCGCGCCGCGCCGGGCGAGGGCGCUGCGCCCCCGCGGCGUCCUGAUCUCCGGGAAUUUGGACGAGCUGGCCCGGCAGAGCACCGUGAUAGCAGCAGGAGGUGCACGGCCGGGGCAGGGGCGGGGGCCCAGCCCCCUGCGCGCCGUGGUGUGCGUGUGCACAGAGAGGGGCCGUGGCCGUCCAGGGCCAGGGUGUGGCCGGGGUCGGGGACUUCCAAGGGGCCCUGUACACUGAAGACGUCAGCGGCCGUCGGAGGUCUGGGUCCCGCCCCCGCCGGGGGGCGCUUCCACGCCGCACCGG